GAUCCACGUGAAGACCCAAAAGAUUUCAGCAAACCACUGCUGAAAGUUAUCGAUGAAAUAUACAGUCCGGUGUUAAAACUUAUGAGGCUGUUCGGCUUGUAUCUUGGAGAUACAAGUUUGAAACGUUUGGCUCAUACCUCUGGUUAUUACAGACAACCAAGCAUUCUUGCGAGUAUUAAUUGUUGUGUUAUGGUUGUUGGGUUCUGGUUCGAUGCUGUGAUGGCCUUUGUUGCUAUUUUUUGUGGAGAUGAUAUGUACACUUUCAUCUUGUUAGGCUUAUGGUGCGUAUUAAUAGCACUCAACGCAACACUUUGUCUACUUGUACUUUGUGUUCCCUUCACCGACACAAGAAAGUCCAGAUUUGGCUAUUUCCUCAUGAAGUUAUGUUCUAUCAAGACCACUGCCAGUUUAGAAAAGGUAAAAACCAAGUCAACCAGAGGCAUCAUUGUGUUUGGAUUCGUCUUCAUUUUCUCCACGGCUGGAAGUUUGAUGGUAUACCUUCUGCUGGGAAUAAACAUGGCUCACGGUAAGCCCUGGAGUCAGUGGUUUGGAUUUGAAAUAGUCUCCGUCGUUUUCCUCAUUGUUGGCUGUGGAGCGUGGUUACUGCCAGUUCUUUUUUACUGCAUAACUUGCUGGAUUCUGGAAGCAUUGUUUGAAGACUUACACCAAAGAAUAUCGCCCCUGCAUCCAAUUACUUUGGAUCUAAUAGCUUUUAAGAUGGAGCAUCAGAAGCUUUGUGAGGUGGUUAGCUUUGCGGACAAAAUGCUUCGCCUUCCUGUGUUUGAGAUGGUUUCUGUGUAUCUUCCUCUAAUUUGCUUCAACUUUUAUCAAGUGGUCAACUUACCUCCUGGAGAUAAAUAUAUCUCCCUUAUCAGUACCCUUUUUUUUCUACUGUUUGCUGCGUGUUCCCUGGCAAUCAUCAUAGUAUUUGGUUCAAAGGUCAAUGAACAGGUAAAGGAAUUUCUUUAG
This is a messenger RNA of Pocillopora meandrina, 969 nucleotides long. The record is from the annotation of a GenBank genome assembly. NCBI's taxonomy places the organism in Eukaryota, Metazoa, Cnidaria, Anthozoa, Scleractinia, Pocilloporidae.